ACCAUUGACUACAUUUUGUAACGUAUUCGAAACCUUAGUCUGUACAGUGCUACAUUAUCUGCUCUAGUUUUGAUGUCAAGAUUAUCUUAGCCUGACUCUUGUUUUUUAAUAGUUUACGUUUUUUACCAUCUUUGACGAAUUUGACCUUUUCAACAUUCGUCACCUACGUUGUUCUGGAUGUCUCCCUAUUACGCGAAUCACCUUCUAGUUAGAUGCAAACUGCUACAACGUUGUCAAUUUAUAGUUCAGAAUAUUAAACUGUCUAAAACUCACAUUCACAUUGUUUCUAGUUGUUGUUGGUUGCUGUGGUUGCUAAUCGUAAAUUCGCUCUCUGUGCUUACUGAGUUGUCGGCUCACCUUUUCUCUUGUCCUUUUCCAUCUCAUAUUUUUCCACCUUAAACGUGCCGAUUUUAUUCAAAACAUGGGUUGUGUGACGUUGUGUCUCAUAGUUAAAAUCAUGUCUCUAACAAGAACUGCUAGAGUAAUAUGUAUUUGAAAAAAUCCUGAACUGUUCGUAUCAUCAUUCAGGAUGACUAAUAACGAAUAGGUUGAAGUAAAAGUUAGGCAGUAUCAUUAUUCAAUCUAUUUUCAAACAAUUAAACAGGCUAAAGUGCAUACCAACAAUAAUUGGAAUCAAAGUGGAGUGAAUAUGAAUGUGUAUAAAACAUGACUGAAGUGAUUGUUUAGUUAUCACUAGAUAUAAAGCUUUAUGACGUUGUGUUGAAACUAGAACUACAGUAGUACUAGGAUGUCCAGCAGUUUUAUUGGAGUAGAAAUUACACUGGAACUAGAGUUAUGAGAACUAAGAAUUCCAUUUCACGGACUAAAACUGAACUGAAGUGUGGUGUUAUGUACUGAAAUGCUUUUAAAAUAUGCGAUACUUAAAUUAUUGGACAAAUAGGCGGACGGACAGGUAGACAGAUAUUAGAAGGAUAUCAAUUUCGGGUCAAUCACAAAAUUGAGCUCAAAAUAAACAACAGAAAAGAAUCGGUAGAUGGAUAGAUAGUCACACUUAUGUGGUUCUAAGUUGGUUCUUAUGACAAGCUACCAAUGGACUUAAUUAAUUGUGUUCGUUUUUUCCAAAUCUUUAUCGGGUUUUAUUUUCGAUCACAUUAAAUCAUGUUGUAUUUACUACCAAAGCUGAAUUGCCUCAAGGGAUUUAUUAGAAUGUGGUUUCAGUUUUUAGCUAGUGGGUUCUUCCGCUACCUACCUAUUGAGGUUUCAAUAACUAAUGAGCCAUCAUUAAAAACCUUCUAAAGAUCGCUCUUAGAAGAACUUUACUAUAACUUGACUUGACCGAUGACAAUAUUUGUUACAACUAGAGGACUUCCAUUAUUUAGUAUGAAGUUUUCAGAUUCACAAAGCCUUAUUACUGAUGAACUAGAUUUGAACCUUUUUGCACUAGCGAGUCAUGUAUCAAGCCUCAAGUAAGGGUCUUUAUCGAUAAGAAAGCUACAAACUUUGGGACAUGUAACUGAAAAACAUUUCUCAAGACGAAGCGUAUACGAACAAGUCGUGUAUCAUUAGCGACAUUUAGUGUGGUUUGUUUUACAUACCAUAAAUUAACUAUUGGGUAGGCAGUUUGUCCAUAACAAGAAUAAUUCUCUGUAAUUGCCUACGUUCACAGGUCAAAGAGAAAUGUAUAGUUUUAAGUGCCUCAACAAUAUCUUACCAAAUUGCACAUAAAUGCAUGUCCUUUACACUUGACACCUGGUUUUGUAGGUUUUGUAUGCAUAAUGUAAUAUUCUAAAAAUUCCAAAGGGCGUUAGUAUUAUUAGUUUUAGUAAGUUUACAUACAUUUAUUAGUGGGAUAUAGUCUUUGUGGAUAAUGUUCUGUACAGAAGGCUCAGGAAGUUGUUUUUGUCUAAAAUGUGUAUCUGAUCCUGUACACUCCACAACUAAUUAUUGUUCAGUCCAUUUCCCGGUUGCUGUGAGGUUAUAAAAAUUAUCUACUUACCUAACAAAACAGUGUUUUGAAUUAUUCAAUGAGAUCGUGAAAUUUUUGCUGAUAUAUGAGGUGACGGUGAUAGAAUCCAGAAGUUUUUGAAAGAAUAUGAUAAAGAUCCAGAAGGUUAUCUACGAUCUAUGAAUGAAUAUGACGAAAUGCACAAUUCUGCUAUUGAAUUAUUUACAAUAUUAGAUUCCAGGAAUUUUAUUGAAAAGGCAAUAAGCAAUGGUUAUAACGAGCUAAAUAAAACCGGAAAAAGUGGAUGCAAUUUAGUACAUUAUGCCGCUAUGUGGAAUCAUGCUGAUUUAAUAAAAUAUUUAUAUUUUGCUGGUGUCGACGUUUAUAGAAAAAAUAUUCACGGCGAAACCGCACAUAAACUAGCUGUUAAAUAUAAACAAGAAGAAGCAAUGCAUAUUUUAGAAUGGAUAGAAUGUCGUGAUGAAUUUAUUAUGCUGAUCCGAUUAGUCAGGGAAAUUUUAGCAACUUCUGAUAAGAAUGACUAUACAAAAGAAGAAAGGAAAAUUGCAGAUUCUGCUUGUCUUGAUGGAGAAUCCUGGAUUAAUAAAAAUAAAGAAGCUACACUCAGCAUGCUUAAAACAAAAAAAGAACAAAUUGAAUUGAUUGUAGAACCAUUCUUACGGAAGAAAUCAUUAGUCAUGUAGUGUGAUGAAAUAAUAUCUUACCAUAUUGUAUGGCAAAAUCCCAAAUAACAUUAUUUUGCAUUUACUUUUCCAAUACUGAGUAUGCAACAAAAUUUUAAUUUGAUAAGUGUAUACAGAUCUGUUUUUAAAAAUAGUUUGUUAUGUAUGUAUUGUGAAAUCAGUCUCUCAGGACAGUUAUGAUGUUAUUGGGUACUGUUCAGUGAUGGCUUGAUUCACAAGACUUUGAUUUGUACUAGGAAAGCUUUUCUAGUUAGCUGUUAAGUAAAUGAGCUCAGUACUUUCAAAUUUCUACCUUAAGAUAAUUAUAAUAUAGUUAUAUAAUGAAA
This is a messenger RNA of Schistosoma intercalatum, 2936 nucleotides long. Lineage: Eukaryota; Metazoa; Platyhelminthes; Trematoda; Strigeidida; Schistosomatidae. The record is from the annotation of a GenBank genome assembly.